This is a messenger RNA of Spathaspora passalidarum NRRL Y-27907, 2994 nucleotides long. RefSeq lists its product as uncharacterized. The record is from RefSeq and is a predicted model, not a curated record. The coding region runs from base 210 to 1448 and encodes 412 amino acids. The transcript is spliced from 2 exons. Lineage: Eukaryota; Fungi; Ascomycota; Pichiomycetes; Serinales; Debaryomycetaceae.
AGACUUCAAUUUUGACGAUUUACCUCAUUCCACUUUCAAGCAAGCAGUGGCUGCAACUGGAUAGUUUGUGUGGUAUAUUGAUUCUUUUGACUUAAAGAGGUUACAGCUGGCACUUAUAUUUAUAUUUUGAUUUUUAUUAGUGCUUGUUUGGAGUUGUGAAGUGAACAGUGUUAUUUUUCCCGCCAGCUAUACUAGGUAAUAUUUGCAAUAUGUCUAAAUCACCAGAAUUCCAACCCCAGUUUCAAGAGAUUGCUCAUUAUUCGCUUGAUGAGCUCACAUCAUUGGAAGAGAAACUCACCCGGGAAUUUAGAUCUCUCGGAGAGAAGUAUUUGACUGCUAGACUUUCUCGAAUAAACACCAUGAUUGACAAACUAAAUAAUCUGAUAAAAUUGUCAGUUGCCAACGACAAGAAUUGGCUCAAGAUUUAUAAUUUUGAAAUCGAGACUAUAAACAACAUAAAGACCAAUACCGAGGAUUUAGUAUUGAUGAAUAACGGUAUGCUUACUCCUACUAAUGAUAUUUUGAAAUCCGUGGAUGAGUAUGAAGAGGAAUUAAAGGAGAUAUUCAAAAAUUUGCAAAGUCCUCUAGAUUUCGACGAUACCAUAACUAGAAGCGAUCUGGAUCACCAAGAAAUCUCUGCCAAAUUGCCAUUCCCAUAUCUAUUCACGCAAUUAUUUGCACCUCAUAGACAAUAUCUCAAGACAGUUAUAAAUGAAAAAGAUUAUCAAACAAAGUUAAUCGGGAAUGUACUGAAGGGUAACUCUGUGGUUAUUUGGAAGCAGUAUUACACUAAUAUGAUUAAACGAAAACAAGAAUUGACUCAACAAACAUUGGAUGAUUUGAAUCGGUUAUACAGGGAGUAUCAUCACUUGGAUAGUCAGCGAGUAAUGGAGAAUCACAACAAAUACUAUUAUCGGUCAGUUUUAUCUCCGCAAGAACUAGUCAAGACGUUUAACACCAGCUCUAGAAGAGAAUUAGAUGCAUUUAAAGGUAACCACGAUUCAGAUUAUGUUAAUCUUGACACCAGGCUCAUUCAAAAGAAUAAGAUUGAAUUAACAUCAAUAAGAAGAGAUAUAAAGGAUAAGAAUAGGCAUGUUUACAAACUUGAUGAAACCAGGUCUUUAUUAAAGAGAAAACUAAAGAACCAGGAGGACGAAGUAGCUAAAAGAAUUAAACCAUGUGAUGGUUUGGAUCCUAAUGAUAUUGAACAAGAUCUUUGGCUUUUGAAACGAAAAGAAGUAAUCGAGGAUGAUGACGAACUGGAAGAUUAUGACGACGAAGACGCCGAAUACGAGGAACAAUCACCUGAACAAAAAGAAUUACGGGAUAAAUACACACAACUUCUAGGACUAUCUACAGCAACAGAAACACCAUUAAUAAUUUCAGAUUUGCCCCCGGUGGAGAAAUUCCCGAGGUUGAUUGAUGGAUUAAAUUACAAACUUAAAUAAACCUAAUCCUUUUCUAAUAAAAUACUGGCAUUUUUCAAAUUUGCCUCUUCAAUCGUUUGAUGUAAAGACUCUAUAAAUUUAAAUGAUUUGUUUGAACUGUUGGACAAAUUAAAUUUAUCUUCUGAGGAAAUUCCAAAUUCCUCUCCUUGCUGUUGUAAUACGUAUUUCAACCAUUCAAAUAAACUUUGGAUUGUAUCUGAAGGGUUUAAUUUUCGUACUAAUCUCUUCCCGUUGGGGAAUCUUAUUUGGACUCGAGUGAAUGGUUGUGCAUCAGGUUCUGCAUGAUUAAUUGGUUGAAUUGCUUCAAAUGGAUCUUGUGGAGUUGCAGGUGGCGGAGUUUCUGGUGCUUCGGCAAAUGCUUCCUCGUCACUAUCAAGAAUAAUGGCAUCAUUUUCAGUAUUCCCCGCACUUUCCAACAUUGAUUGUUUCAUAGCUAACUCAAUUUGUUGUUCUUCGGUUAAACUGUCAGGAUCAAUUUUAACGUCAUGGGUAACUAAUGGGUUUCGUGAAUCGGGUAAUAAGGAAAAUUUAUUUAAGAAGUCGUCAACUUGAGAUAACCAUUCAUCUACUUUAGGAACUUCUCCGUCUUGCCAUUUGUACACUCUUUCCCCAGUCAAUGGAUCCAAUAUAGCUAAAUGAGGGAAUGCAUCUGCAUGGUAAAAAUUUACAUAAGUUUCACCAUUUGGAGAGUCUCGUUGAUAUUGCAAAAAGAUAAAAAAUUCCUUGACUACUUGUUUAACAUGUUCAUUGGACCAGAAAUCUCGAUUCAUAACUUGUGAUUGAAAUUCCAGAGAGUCUUGAAUGUUUAUUAAAAUCCAUUUGGAAGUUUCUUUACCUUGUUGUUUUGCCAUGUCAAGAUUUGCCACGGUGAUGAUAUCAAAUGGAGGUCUAAACAAUGCAGCCAAUCUUCUUUGAGUUGAGGUUAAUUCUUGAUCUCUUGAUUCUCUAAGUCUUCUUCUUCUGCUGACUGGUCUAGCUUCCUCAUCGGAGUCAUCGUCAAGUAUUUCUAUAUCGUCCUCGUCAUCGUGAGCAUCAUAAUAAUCAUGAUCUUCCUCCUCGUCGUCUUCCAAUUCUUCAAACCGGUUAUCAAAAUUGAAUUGUUGAUGGAAUAUACCUUGUUGCCUUUGACCAAAUAUAUCACUUGGUCUGGUGAAAUUGGCCAUGCCAGGAUGGAAUCCUCCACCCAAUGAGUCCACUAAUGUCUCAUGCCUGUGAAUGUUCGCAUCUGCUUCUCUAACUUGUUCCCCUUGAGCAUAAGCUUCUUCUUGUAAUCGUUUAGCUAAUUCUUCAUCAGAUCCAGGGGUAGUUUCAUUUGGAAUAGCAUUACUACUAGUAGCAGUUGUGUUAUGCUGGCCUUGUUCCAUAUACAAUUGCACAGCAUACUCUAAAUCUCCACCGGUUGCCUCCAAGAAUUGCUUAGCAAUUGCCUCAUCUUCUACCCCCGUGACUGCUAAAAAUGUUGGGAUUUGUUCAUCCAUAGUUGCAAAAUUCAACUUCUUUUACCCAACACUUGGAAGUGGUAUACUUCAGUCCAACAAUAUAUUGU